Molecule: messenger RNA, 2994 nt
Organism: Candoia aspera
Lineage: Eukaryota; Metazoa; Chordata; Lepidosauria; Squamata; Candoiidae
Gene: TOMM5
Product: translocase of outer mitochondrial membrane 5
Exons: 2
Coding region: 91-246 (51 amino acids)
Cellular component (GO): mitochondrial outer membrane translocase complex
Source: RefSeq, a predicted model, not a curated record
CGUAGGGAGGGCGGGAUUAUUUCGAGAGGGCUCCUGGGUGGUUUUUCGGAAGCUUCUUUAGCUCAGGUUGGCGCCGACGGGAAUCGAGUCAUGUUCCGCCUUGAGGGUCUGGGGCCCAAGCUGGACCCGGAGGAGCUGAAGCGCAAAAUGCGCGAGGACGUCCUCUCCUCGGUCCGCAGAUUCCUCCUCUACGUAGUCGUGUUGCGCAUCACUCCAUACGUUUUAAAGAAGCUGGACAGCAUAUGAUAGUAAGAGCUUCAAAGAUUGCCUACAUGGAAGACCAAGCUGAACUAUGGUUGCUUUUCUAAUAGAGAAACGACUCCGUAUCCUGACAGAUGAAUCUGAACAUUUUCCUGUGAGGGUUAUAGAGCAGCCGAAAAAGUUAAAUAAUUUUUGUCACUGCUCUUUUCAUGUGCCAGAAUUCUGUUCCUUCAUGUUGGUGCAAUCUUGUUCUUGUUCAGAGCUUAUAAUCAAGCCUGAUUUGGGAAAGCUGCUAAAUAUGCAUUGGAAUAUAAUGAUCUCUGAAGUGUUAACAGUGAUAUUGUUGUCACUAUACUGUUUCCAUGUGAAACCUUAUGGUCAUAUCCUGAAAGAUUAAAAUAAAUGGAGUAUAUGUUUUAACGAUAGUGUUCUGCAAUAUUUCCAAUCAGAUUGGUUAAACUGGAUCUUCCAUACUGCAUCCUUUUGGUUAAGUUCUAAUACUUCAAGAUGAGAAUAAAGAACACAGAGCGCUGCACUAAAGCUUUUCAAAAAGUCAAAACCAGGUGAUGCUAAAUCGAGGCAAAGGCAAAGCUGACUACGCUUCCUUUUUGUCUUGUUUGCAGUGAUACUUGGUUUUGUUAAGCAACUGAGGAAAAAAAGGCAUGGAGUAGGCAGAACAAUUUGUCUUGGUUAUAAUUAAAAUGUGGGGUCAUCUAAUGAAGCUGGUUGUUAGUUCAGAGCAAAGAAAGGAAUAAUUCCAUACAAUGAUAAAUUUUACAAUCACUGCUGCUAAAUGAGAUAGGAACUAGUUUAGGCAUGGCUUCCAUGGUUGGUCUAGUGGUUAAGGCAAUGGGCCAGACACCAGGAGGCUGUGAGUUCUAGUCCUGCCUUAGGCACGAAGCUGGCUGGGUGACCUUGGGCCAGUCACUCACUCUCGGCCCAACCCACCUCACAAGGUGGUGGUUGUGGGGGAAAUAGGAGGAGGAAGGAGUAUGAGGUAUGUUCGCCCCUUGAGUUAUUUAUAAAGAUAAAAAAAAAAAAAACUAGCCACUGAUGUGGCUGCUCCCAUAACACUUCAAUUUGAGAUGAGCCGAGGUCACAGGUUGGUACUGUCUCCCUUGAGAGCAGUGAAGGAGGUAGGUGUGGCUUCAGAGUUGUUUUUUUUUAAAAUAUUGAGUGGAGGCUAGGUCAGCCAGAUAACCUAACUGGAAGAUGGCAAGCCUUAGUACCAUGGACAAAAAGGAGAAGACCCUCACUUUCAUACCCAUGUCAACUUCUCCCAGAAAUGAGUGAUGGGCAGGGGCUUUAGUUUCAUUCGAAAAGCAAUCCUGCGUAUGUGUAAGAAAGUCUGCUUUCUUUUCCUCCUCUGAUUUCUCUUGGAAUGAUGGUUAGUGACAAUUAAAAUUGACAUCAUGUGAAUAUGCCAUUUGAGCAUUUCCAUGAAAGAAAGCAGCCACCAGAUGUCAGUGGCUAGCUAGCAAUCUUUCUCCCAAGAAAGGUGGUGUGGCCAUGUUAAAACAGGGAUUUCAUUUGUAAUCUCAUUUUCUGUAAUUUUAAAAAUCCUUGGGGAAGAGGAAAGGUUGCUACAUCAUUCGGCAAUCAUGACAAUGCUAUGAAUGGAAAAUGGUUUCUGGUUAUCAAUAUACAUUAAUUUGGUACACAAGCAAUAUUCAAAUUACCAGCAAAUUUGUUACAAUGUAACCCUGGCACCCCAAUGCUGCUUUCUUACCUAUCUUAUAAUGGUUUUCAAACACUUUUAAUUAAAAAAGAAAUGAGAAACUGCUCUGUUGCAGAACAAACCAACUUUAAACAAUUUUUUUUCCCAAGAAUGCCUCUAAGUUCCACCUAAAUCUGAGGAAUAUUUUUAGAAAAUAAUCAGGUGGCUGAGGUUUAAGUGCUGCUUUGCAGUGCACCUACUCAAAAUAUAAAGGUAAACUCAGGAUUGAGAAGAAUGUUCUCACAGGACAGAAUAACAUUGUCUUCUGGUAACUGGGUGUGGCAUGCAGGACACUGCGGUUUAACUCUGAAUCUCCAUCUUUUUCUUCUCCAUUUCAACAAUCUGUCACAAUAUGAAAAGUUCUUGCUUAAUUUUUACCUCAGGCAGAAAACAUGGAUAGAUUAAAGGCAUUAUUCCAUAAUGAGGCAAGCAACUAAGAUGAUACAGAUGAAACAGUAUGCUCUCAAUCUAAUUUGGUGUUCUUUUAAAGAUUUAAGUGUGUGUGUGUGUUCUAACGAUAUACAUUCCGGGUUCUGUAGGAGGGGGUCCUAUGCAAAAUAUAGUUCAGAAUUUGUAAUGCUCAAGUGGAUUGAGCCAGUGUAUUGGUUAAAGUGUUGGGCUAAUACUGGGGAGACCCAGAUUCAAGUCCACCCUAGACAUGAAAACUCAGUGGAUGACUUUGAACCGGUCAUAUGCUCUCAGCUCAACCUACCUUACAGGGUUGUUGUGGAUAUAUAAUGAAGGGAAGUUCCAGCAUAAGGGUCUUGGAAGAAAGGCAGAUAUAAACCUAGCAAAUUUCAUUCAAGUGGUUGAACUAAUGCAUUAAAAUACAAUCCUAUUAUUUUGGUAUUUCCUGUUUAGUGGGCCAUUUAGUUUAAUGGACAAAAACAGAAUAAAUUGCUAAGCGAAGGGAGGGCACAGUUUGAAUAUUUUGUCCAUGUCUCAGUUUUUAAAAUGCCCUGAAUCCAGUAAUUGUUGCUUUGCUGGUUAAUUUGUUGCUAUAGUAAAUUGUAAUGAGAGGCUGUUUUCUAGAUGUACUUGAGAGUGCCAAUAAAAACAAAAUGUUUUAAAAAACA